UGGAAAGACUUUGAGGGAAUGAAUUUGUGCCUCAACAGGAGGGAGACUUGCUGCGGCUUCUUGACCUCCGCUCUGAGGAAAACUACAAAGUUGGGACUGACUUUGUUCUUCAUCGCUCGCAGCUCUUAUAACUCGCUAUGUCCGGCGAACAGAAGGAGCCACAAGAGGCUAUGAACAUGUACUCUGUUACCCUCAGCGGCCCAGCGCCGUGGGGCUUCAGGCUGCAGGGAGGCAAAGACUUCAGCAUGCCACUCACUGUGUCAAGGCUUACACCGGGUGGAAAGGCAGCUCAGGCCGGAGUCGGGGUGGGAGACUGGGUGGUCUCCAUCUGUGACGCCAAUGCCGAGGAUAUGACCCACGUGGAAGCACAAAACAAGAUUAGAGCAGCAACAGACUCCCUUACCCUCACCCUCAGCAGAGCCCAAACCGUACAGAGUAAGGAGCAGCGCAGCCAAAGGGUGGAGAACGUGCCCUGUUUUAUCCCCAAUGACCGCAGCAAGAAGAGGCUGAUCGAGGACACCGAGGACUGGCAGCCCCGCACCGGCACCACCCAGUCUCGCUCCUUCCGCAUCCUGGCCCAGCUCACAGGCACCGACUUCAUGCAGGACCCAGAUGAUGAGAAUAUGAAGAGGUCAAGGGAAAAGUUCCUCACUGAGAUUCAGAGUCCUCGUUACGCCCGUCUGAGAGACUGGCACCACGACAGGUCCGCUCGCGCCCUCAAUAUCAAAGGCAACCAGACAGGGAACAGUAAACCAAGGUCAGCGCGGUUUGACCAGGAUGUGGCUUUCCUCGAGCCAACUCCUUCCUCUGCCAAGACCCAAGCCGCAGAUAAACCAGAUGGUUCAAAAACGGCAGCGGCGGCGGCGGGAACUUCUGGUCCCUCCUGCAGACCGCCGUGGGUCACAGACCCGAAAUUUGCUGAUCGAUACCGGCCGGACAAAACCAGUACCGUGGUGACCCAGCACCAGCAGCCAGUCCAGCCGACGCCCAUGCAGAACCGCAGCUCCAUCCUUCAGGCAGCGCAGCAGGCGCCCGAAGACAGCGGGAGGACCCCGGUGUGUGGCGCCUGCAACAAAAUCAUCAGGGGUCGGUACCUGGUGGCAUUGGGGCGUUCCUGGCACCCUGAGGAGUUCACAUGCUCCCAGUGUAAGGCGGUCCUGGAGGAGGGCGGCUUCUUUGAGGAAAGGGGCUCCGUCUACUGCACAAAGUGCCACGAUAACCGCUACGCACCCAACUGUGCCAAGUGCAAGAAGAUAAUAACAGGGGAAAUCAUGCACGCCCUGAAGAUGACCUACCACGUUCAGUGUUUCAAGUGUGCAGCCUGUAAGAAUCCCAUCAGGAACCAGGCCUUCUACAUGGAGGAGGGCGAGCCUUACUGUGAGAGAGACUACGAAAAGAUGUUCGGUACCAAAUGCCAUGGCUGUGACUUCAAGAUUGAUGCCGGCGAUCGCUUUCUGGAGGCCUUGGGCUACAGCUGGCAUGACACGUGCUUCGUCUGUGCUCUCUGCCAAAUCAACCUGGAGGGGAAGACGUUCUACUCGAAAAAGGAUAAGCCCCUGUGCAAAGGCCACGCUUUUGCUCCGGUGUAAGAGAGCCGACUACACCUUCAGAGGAAGCAACGCAUCUCCCACCACCUCCUCUUUAUCCCACCCCGCCCUCUGACAAACUCCACAUCCUGUCUUUGCCAGCCACACACACGGAGUUGAGCGCAAGCUUCUUUUCUAUCCCGCAGACUUUGUUUUUAUACGCCGAGCUCAACGCCAGCUUCACAUACAGUCCACCUCACUGCCUGCAAAGACAAAAGCUGCACUGCAAAACUGGAAGUAAGCAAAGAAUUAUUUCAACUCCGUGACUACUUGAUUUUUAUCUAAAAAUGGAAAAGGUCGCUCUUGUUUUUUAUCGAGAUUCAUUGCAAUCAUCCUCAAUCUCUCUGUAGUGACAUCGGUGGUUUAAAGGAGUCAGUGAGCCUGUAGUAAUCGCACACCUGCAGUGCCCUUUAAUGUGAUGGGAAGCAGUCAGGCAGCAAAGGGGGGCUGCUGCUUUCUGCCUGAUUGGACCGAACCACCAGCCCUUCCAAGAAGCGUGGAGUGGUGCAGGUUCCACCUCAGUGCUGACGAGUCGGAGCUCGUAGUUUAGAAUGUUUGAUGGGGAAAUCCUUAAUUGGUCACAUUUUAAAAUAUCACAGAUGUGUUUUAUGGAAAUCCUCCAUAAUGUAAAGAAAUUCCUCUUUUCACAUUUCCAAGCCAAAAACUGAAUCAAACUCAAAUUUUUCAUUGUGACAUAAUAUCAUGACACCUCAUUGCUGUAGCUCCGUACCGUGUAUUUAAACUGCUUCAGAUCUGGGCUGUGUGUGUUUAUAGCUUACAUUUUCAAAUAAAACUAUUUACUUAACCCACG
Molecule: messenger RNA, 2397 nt
Organism: Xiphophorus couchianus (Monterrey platyfish)
Lineage: Eukaryota; Metazoa; Chordata; Actinopteri; Cyprinodontiformes; Poeciliidae
Gene: pdlim7
Product: PDZ and LIM domain 7
Exons: 15
Coding region: 138-1589 (483 amino acids)
Biological process (GO): heart development; muscle structure development; actin cytoskeleton organization
Cellular component (GO): stress fiber; adherens junction; Z disc
Molecular function (GO): actin binding; muscle alpha-actinin binding
Source: RefSeq, a predicted model, not a curated record